Molecule: messenger RNA, 4546 nt
Organism: Spea bombifrons (plains spadefoot toad)
Lineage: Eukaryota; Metazoa; Chordata; Amphibia; Anura; Pelobatidae
Gene: GEMIN5
Product: gem nuclear organelle associated protein 5
Exons: 29
Coding region: 80-4513 (1477 amino acids)
Molecular function (GO): protein binding
Source: RefSeq, a predicted model, not a curated record
CGUCACUCACGUGGGAGCCGGGUGUUUGCGACUCUAAGAGGCGCAGCGUGUGGGGCAUUAGGGGCUUCUGGACAGCAGGAUGGGGGACCCGGAUCGGGUGUUGAGCGCGUCUCCCAAUUGGUAUUGUACCCGGUGUAGCGAUGCCGCCGGGGGUCUCUUUGGAUUCGGGGCGCGGAACUCUGUCUACCUUCUGCGGAUCACCCCGGAGGAACCUGGAUUGUAUGGGGAGCUGCUUGGCCACACGGAGAGGGUCUCCGGCUUUGCCUUCUCUCGCAGUUCCGGGCAGUCUCACCUCUGCGCCAGCAGCUCCGACGAUGGAACCGUCAAAGUUUGGGACACGCGGACCAAGAGCGCCGUCACCGAACACAAGCUGCACCGGAGCACGAUUUCUGCCCUGCACUGGUCACCGCUGGUUAAGGACUUGCUGGUGACCGGGGACGAGAAAGGAAUAGUUGUUUGUUUUUGGUGCAAUCGCAACGAAGGCCAGCAGUUCUUUCCUGAACCGAGAACCAUCUUCUGCCUCUCCUGCUCCCCCCACCAAGAGGAUCUGGUGGCUGUUGGGUACAAGGACGGCAUGAUUGUACUGAUAGACAUCAGCCGAAGGGGUGACGUGGUCCACCGUUUACGUGGACAUGAUGAUGAGAUACACUGCUUGGCAUGGUGCCCGCAGCCCCACGAGGAUGAACUGCACCUGAGGUUGGAGGAGGCAACCGGAGAAGAGCUGAACGCAGCCAACGGCGACCUCCUCCCGCAGAACGAGAGCAAGGUGUGUUACCUGGCCUCCGGCAGCAAAGAUCAAACUCUCCGUAUUUGGAACUCCUCCUCUGGCAAAGGAGUGAUGACGCUGAAGAUGCCCUACCUGAAGCGCCGCGGUGGUGGUGUUGAUCCGGCUGUGAAGGAACGUCUUUGGCUGACGGUGCUCUGGCCUCGUGGGCGUCCUACACAAAUAUUAUCAAGCUGUUUUGGGGGAGAGCUGCUUCUAUGGGAUCUUUCCAGGUCUGGGAGACAGAAAUGGACGAUCCUGGGCUCUUCGGAGGGACAGAACCACUCCCGAAUCGUGUUUAACCUAUGUUCUCUAGUAACUGAGGAGGGACGAGAGCUCCUGAUGUCUACUUCCAUGGAUCGAGAUGUGAAAUGUUGGGAUCUGGGCUCCCUUUCGUGCUGCUGGUCCUUGACGUCGCUGGGUGGCUUUGUGUACACGCUCGCCUUCUCCCCGGUGGCUGCGGGAUGUCUAGCCGUUGGCGUUGGAGAUAGUAUGAUCCGCGUGUGGAACACUCUGUCUGUGGUCAACGCGUAUGACGUGAAGACAUUGUGGCAGGGCAUUCGCUGUAAAGUCACUGCGCUGUCCUGGCAUCCGACCAAAGAGGGCAGCCUGGCGUUUGGGACAGACGACGGGAAAGUCGGCAUUUAUGAAGUUUACUCCAACAAACCCCCGCAAACUUCCAGCACGUAUCACAAGAAGACUGUUUAUUCCCUGUCGUGGGGAUCUCCGCUGCCCCCCGUCUCUCUCGGAGCAGAAGGGGACCGGCCGGCCGUUACUCUGUACAGCUGUGGGGGCGAAGGGGUUAUCUACCAACACAACCCGUGGAAGCUGAACACCGAGGCUCAAGACAUCAACAGACUUAUCCGAGACACCAACGACAUUAAGCACAAGUUACCCGUACGCACAGAACUGAGCUGGAGAUCAGACGGGGAGCAUUUAGCCAUCGGCAAUGAAGAUGGGACCAUCGAGGUUUUCCGGGCUCCGCGGCUGCAGCUCGUCUGCACGAUCCAGCAGCAUCACAAGCUGGUGAAUGCCCUGCGCUGGCACCACGGUCACAGCGAGGACCCCAACCUUAAAUUCCUCUUGGCCUCGGGAUCGAACAACGCCGUCAUCUACGUCCACAACCUGAAAGCUGUGCUGGAGAGCGCCGCCGAUGCCCCCGUCACCAUCGCAGAGCCGUUCCGUACCCUCACUGGCCACACGGCAAGGAUUACGAGCCUCUCCUGGAGUCCUCACCACGAAGCCAGGCUGGUGUCUGCCUGCUAUGAUGGAACAUCUCAGGUGUGGGACGUACUGCAAGAGCAGCCGCUCAGUAACUAUCGCGGGCACAAGGGUCGCUUACUCUGCGUUCAGUGGUCUCCUGUGGAACCUGAUCAAGUGUGGACCGGAGCUGAUGACUUCUGCCUCCAUAACUGGUCCAUAUCAAAACAGGAGCACAGUCACCCUCCAAAAGGCAAAAAAGCCACUGACCUGGAAAGGAAACGUUCCGUGCAGCCCAAACCCAAAGCCAAGAAAAAGAAGAAGCCAGACAGCACCAAACAGGAACCCGGAGGAGACGCCGUCGGAGGAGACAUAGACAACCUGUCUUCUGCCCAGAACGGGACAUCAGACCAAGAAGAGGAUCAGGCGGCUUCUGCGCUGAAGACACCGGACAAAGCCUCUCAGGAAGAUACUGUAUAUCAAACUGCCUCUGAAUCUCAGGCCCAACCGACUUCGCCUUCUUCCCCCACCCCGGAGAAACGCUGCCCCAGUCCACCCUUUAGGAACUUGCCUACGAGAAAAGAUCACGCCAAGGAUAAGAUGGAACUCCACAGCAGAAAGAAGAAAUCUCGCUCGCUGCUCCCGCUCAGCACCAGCAAAGAUCACCGGUCCAAGGAGGAGCAGCAUCGUGACUGCGUGAGGCUAGCGACUGCUGUAUGUGCUAAAGAGGCGAAGGACGGAUCUCCUGCCGCGUUGGAGGAUGCGAUGCAUCUGGGUCUCUACAGCGACCGAGCCGCUCUGUAUCGGCUCAUGGAGGAAGAAGGGAGAGCCCACCUGGAGAGCGGCCACCCAGAGCUUCACCACCAGAUUAUGCUGUGGAAAGGAGACCUGAAGGGGACCCUGCAGCUGGCUGCGGAGAGGGGAGAGCUGACGGACCACUUGGUAGCCCUGUCGCCCAUGGCUGGAUACACGGUCUGGCUGUGGACGGUCGAAGCGUUUGUCAAACAGCUCUGCUUCCAAGAGCAAUACGUGAAAGCUGCGUCCCACCUGCUGUCCAUUAACAAAGUGUAUGAAGCCAUUCAACUCCUCAGAGGAAACCAUCUCUACAGGGAAGCCAUCGCCGUGGCUAAAUCUCGUCUCCUCCAUGAUGACCCCGUGCUACGGGAGCUGUACACCGCCUGGGCCGCAGUGCUAGAACAGGAUGGACAUUAUUCGAUGGCCGCCAAGUGUUAUUUAGGGGCAUCUUCUCCGUACGAUGCAGCUAAAGUGCUUUCCAAGAAAGGAGAUGCGUUGUCCCUGAGCACAGCUGCCGAACUCGCCUUAAUAGCCAGGGAAAAGGACCUGGCCGGCUCUUUCGCCCUCCGCUGUGCCCAAGAGUUUGUGACUGCGAAGAACUGGGUGGGAGCCCAACAGAUCCUGCAACAGCACCACAGCCUGCUGGGCCAGAGGUUGGUCUUCUGCACAAGUGAGCUGCUGUACAAACUCCUGGAGGAGAAGACCCCUGUAGACUGGAAGACGCAAUCCACGCCGUGCUUCAACGAGUGGGAGAAGAGCGUGGCUGAAGGCCCAUUCCUCGCUAAGCUUACGGAUCUGUGGCAGAGCGAGUUUUCUGUAAACACUGCAGAUCUCUACACCGAAGCUUAUCGACAGUUAAACACAUGUGAAACCCCUCCAACGACGGCCAACACCAACCCUAAGCAGCUCCUUCUCCAGAUCGCUCACGAGGUCACUCUGUCUUCACUGAGCCGUCUCACAAAUAAAUGGGAUGAAGUUGCCCCAUCUUUAUUACGUGCCCUCACCCGCUGUCAACAAGCGGGUCAUUUCACCUUAAUGCAAGAGGUUUCCAAGCUCCUGCUUCCUCACGGUUGCGGAGAGCUGCAGGCGAAUACAAAUCCAGACAGCAAAGCUAGUGUGGCUGCAUGCGAUAGCCUUCGGGCAUUCAUUGCCUACAUGAAGCUCUAUGAGGAAUGGUGGGGUCAUCGUGACGGUUCUCCUACCUGCAAGCCACAAGCAGACCAAGAUCAGGACGCCCCACCGGGCAGAGAUCCGCAGUCAUCGGGGGAGGAAAAAACACCGGCAAGAGUGCUUGGAUUUGAGGCGCUGUUGUCGGAGAUGCACGCCGCGUUUCAGAAAGCACAAAGGGAGAUUGCCGAGGUACAGGGAGCGCUCCGAGACAUGAUCCAGCAGCACCAGAGACUCCGGCAGGCGCAGGAUAACUCCCUGGAACUGGAGCAGGAGGAAGAUCCAAGUGCGUUGUCUCAGGACAAAUCUCCAAACAGCCAAAUCUCCGCUGGUCCCAGCCCCGUGUCAUUGGCAGAACUGAUGAAAAAGCUUUCCUCGGCAAACCAUAAACUUGCAGAAUUUCCUGAGUACUUAAAGGUGCUGCCCUUUCCUGAGGUUCUAGAGAGCUGUCUGGUGCUUCUUCAUCUCCCUCCUUCCCGAGUUUCACCCGAAAUACAGGCGCGGGCCUUGGCUCUGCUGCAGAACCAUUGCUCGGGAUCUCCUGAUCAUCAAAAAGCUGCCGCGAAGUUCCUCUCUUCAUCCAAAUGACUUUUUUUCUCCAGGAAUAUUUCUGUUCCGGGA